CAAUAUGCACUGUUAAAAUAACACCAGCUUAUUUUCACAUUUGCGCUGUCCGCUCAGGUUAAACGUCGGCCAGCUGAGCAAGAAAGAAAGAGCGAGAGAGAGAGAGGGGGUGUUGCAAGCAACCAACCCCUCAUCUCUCCAUUCCCCUUCCCUCGCCUCCUUCGGGCCACGCCGAGCAGCAGAUCAAUAUGGGUUUUAAUUGAGGAGCAUGUGUAUCAUUCUUCCUUAGUCGUAGUAGUUGGGAUCUGUUGGGAUUUGUCCCCGAGGAACAAAAGGGAUUACAAAGAGAGAGCGACAGAGACUGGGAAAUAGGGCAGAAUAUAUAGCAGUCGCUUCUUUUAGUUGUGUUUGUUUAAACUCCCGGAGCGGAGCAUAUGAUACUUGUGCGUCGUUGCAUGCACUUCUUUUCUGGGGAUACCGCGUAAUAUUUACGCGCUGUGAAACACGGAGCUGGAGCGACGUCUAUUCGGUCCUGGACGCACGAUGCUGAUCGGCACCUCUGCCCAGGGCAACCCCCUCCUGGCCUCCCUGCCUGUUCCGGGACGGCCCCUGCAGCCCCACCUGGACCUCAAGCACUUCCUGCCCUUCAGGCUCAAUGGAUCGUCCCCCCUCAGCCUCUUCCCUAACUUCAGCACGAUGGACCCGGUGCAGAAGGCGGUGAUCAACCACACGUUUGGCGUCCCUCAGCCACUCAAGAAGAAACAGAUCAUCUCCUGUAACAUCUGUCACCUGCGCUUCAACUCCCCGAACCAGGCAGAGGCGCACUAUAAGGGGCAUAAACAUGCCCGGAAGCUGAAAGCCAUGGAGACCCAGAAGAACCGUCAGCGUCGACUUGGGGAAGCUACGACCACAGGCAAGGAGAGAGACCGGGAACGAGAACGGGACAGGGAGAGGGCUAAGACUGCUGCAACUGUUACACUUCCCACUGAGACCCUCCCCGCACUCAUGGACACAGGCCCGAUGGAGGCAACGAAUUUGCUGCCUGCUGACCUGGAGCGAGUGGUGAAUUGUGAGGCUGUGAAGCUGGGCAAAAGCCCCGGCAGCAGCAGCUCUGUGAUGCUGACCCCUGUAUCUGAGGUGUCCUCCAUGGAGCUGGCCACCCUGUCCCCCGGGCCCCAGGGAGAGGUGUCCCCCUCCUCACAGGCCUCAGAGAGCGGAGCCUCAGACACCAGUGGUCCCGAGCAAGGCCCAGAGGCCCCUGGAACAGCCCUGGAGUCAGGUAGCCAGCCAGACACUUCCAGUACAGAGGGGGGUGAGGAUGACAAGGACCCCAAGAGGAUCAAGCCACACCUCCACUGUCCCGUGUGCAAGGUCACGGUCAACUCUACAUCUCAGCUGGAGGCACACAACAGUGGUACGAAGCACAAACAAAUGCUGGAGGGCCAGAGCGUCCAGCCGCGGCGCCGGGGGAAGAUGGCGGGGGCUGGGGGGCGCUCGGCCUGCAAGAGCAAGCGCCUGGGCACAAAGGGCAGCGUGGGGGUGGCCAGCAAGAACUUCCACUGCGAGGUGUGUGAGAUCUACGUCAACUCGGAGACCCAGCUCAGCCAGCACAUGAACAGCAGGAGACACAAGGACCGUCUGGCAGGAAAGCCCCCCAAACCCAAGUUCAGUCCCCACAACAAGAGCCAGCCUACCUCCAGCUUAUCGACUGUGAGAUGGACUGGGUAUGCAGGUGGGGCCGUGUCUGCCAUGAAGAAAAUGUUCAGCCAGUACAACCUCACCUCUUUCUCUACUCAGACCAAACUGGCAUUCCAGAAGCAACUGACCAGGAGCCUGACCACUGGCUUCCUGCCCAGCCCCCUCACCCAGCCCACCUUGUGUACCAUGGCAACCAAUCCUCUGGCUCUGCGCCACCCGGCGGGCACCACCUUCUUUCAGACGCCCUUCCUGAGCCCCACCCUGUUCCGGCCCGCCCCGGGGCCCCUGAGGGCCACGCACCCCUCCAUCAUCUUCUCCCCUUAUUAAUGACACAGUACAGCCCCCCGUCCCUCUGUCCCCCUCUACCAACCCCCUUGCCCUGCCUCCAUUACUGUGACCCACAUGACGAGGGCCACGCCACGCACAAACUAUGCAGACCACAGAAACCAGGAUGGAGAGAACGAAGCUAACAACUGCUCAUAUCAUGGAGGACACACCCCCAAUGCCAAGGCCCUGCCUCCUCUCCACCACACCCUAUCUGUCUGCUCCUUCUUCUGUGGUUGGUGGCCUGAGGAACGGGACACACCUCCACGGACAGACUGGUGCAGCCAGGAGGCCUCUCUCUUACACAGCCAUUUCAUGGGUCGAUUUGGUUUGGAUUCUUAAUAUUAUUGUGUAAUUUAUUAGAGAACAAAAAUAGAUGUAUCUGUUUAGUGUGGUUGCCACAAAUAAGGUCCCUUUACGUCAUACUACUCCUCAGAACAUUGUUUCUAUUAUUGGUUGGCUUGCUUUUUGUUGUUAUGGGUCGAUAUAGGGGAUGCUAGCAGGUGAGCCCAAUGCUCUCUGAGCUUGUGACUUUCUUCAGCCAUAUGUGGCGCUGCAGAUCUGCAGUCCUACGGACCCAAGUCUAUGAGUGGGAUCUGUCAGAACUAUAUGAACUCAUAUUUUUCCACCAAGCCCCUAUCUCCCAAACUGUUACUGGGCUCUUGUCAUUGGAACCCAGAGCUCUCAAUUGAUGUGUAGAAUAGAUGAUUAAGCCCUUUCUCUCCCUCUUUCUUUUUCUCGUUCUCUCUCUCUCUCUCUCUGAGUCACAGCCCAACAUGGCCUUUCAUAAUUCAUUUUUUACCUUGCAUCCCCAGAAUUAAGCACUCAUUAAGGUCCUGAAAAGGUCAGCUUGUCAACUUGAUUUUGUCUCAAGUUGCAGAUCUGCCUCAUUAAAUAUCUUUGCUCCGUAGCAGUGCUGGUGCAUUGGUUCUGACUGUCUCUAUUUCUCUCGUUGCGGAACAGGCGGCACAAAAUCAUUUUUAAAAGCCUAGCUGUCUUAUAUUAUAAUCUGCCAUGGUUCCCUGUAUCCCAGUGAUUUUAUAGUGCUUGGUCCCCCAAUUGUAUUCCCUGAGCCAUAGUCCUUAAUUUUCUCUUGAGCUAUCUCAGCAGGAGCUGAUGGAUAGCAGUGAAUGACAAUUUCCCCUUGCUCAAAAAAACCACUAAGGGGUAGAAAUUACUUGAUGGGUUUACAAUCCUCGAUUAAAGGUUUCCACUGUGCAGAGAAAUGUGUGGGUGUGAGAACACAUUUCCCAGAUCACAGAUUGGAUCAUCAGGAAUGGAGGGAAAGAAACAAAGCACAGUGCCAUGGCAACCACAUUAAAAGCACCUUAAACAGAUUUACUUAUGAAAGCAAUGAAAAUAUGUUCUCGUUUUUUGUUGUUGUUCCUGGCGUGGUUUUUCAUAAACUCACGACAGUUUGAUUUAGCAUUUUUCAAUCACACAAACAAUCAACUUAUAACAAUUCAAUUUUAUUGUUGUUAUUAUCCAUGCGACAGGUCUGAAUCUAAAUCUCAGAUCUAGUUACAUUUUUAAAAGCAAUACGUUCAAUGUGUCUGUGUUUAGAACGGUUAUACAGUAGGAGAAUAUAGGAUGUGGGGAGAUGGCUUUAUCUGAUUCGGAACAAUGUAGCUGUACCUCUACAGAGAUACUGUACAGCCUACCGUACUGUAUUUGAAAGGCCAAUUCCAAGAGUAAUUUGAACUGAUGGGUUGUUGUGAUGUGUUUUUCCUUGAUGGUCAAUCUCAUUCUCAUGAUGCUUCAGCCCUCUCUCUGUGUUGACAUUGCUGGGCUUUCACCUUACAGAGGAGCAGGACACGGCGAUUAUAUGGAUUACACAGAACAGCCAGUGUUAUUGAUGUUGCAAGUGCAGUAGAACACAUAAUCAUAUUCCCAUACCCCUCUCUCCUAAACAAGUAGACCCACCUUUUAAACAAACACUCAAUAGCCCCACCAGACCGGCCCCAAUACUUGGGUCUCCUGAUUUAUCCCAACACCAACUCUCUUUGCUGGUUUAUUACCAAACCCAACACUUACACCCAACCAGUCUACUUUAGCAACAGCAAAAUGGGGGAAAUCCUAUGCAGUUAUGUUGUUCCCUUCAGUUCAGUCAGUGCAAUAUUAUUUCCAUGUGUGUGACGCAGCAGCGCCACCUGCAGUGAAGACCAUGUUAUUGCCCUUCUAGAUCAAACCCAGCACUGUUUCUCCUCCAUCUUUUUAAAUCUCUUUGAUUCUGUACAUGUUUCUGAGGCCUUUGUCUAUGGGAAUAUUAAACCAAGUCAUCAGGUCUCUUUGCCAUACCAAUGUGAUUCUCUCCAGUCACAGUAAGUUACUCAGUGAACCAGCCAGCCUAUUGAUCUCCAGUGUUCUGUCUGUCUGUCUAUCUAUCUAUCAUUACAUGGGAACUCUAUGGUAUUCAGACAUUUUAAGGACAUUUUUAUUAAAUAAAUACAUCUAGAGAAGGCAAAUGAUCUAUGUAGAAAAUAUAGAGUAAAUAUAGACAUUUUAUCAAAGUUGCUAUUGUUAUCUUUAUCUUGAUGAAACGCUAUCUUAGCUGAGGGUAGACUGUUGAUGUAGGCUACAGCAGACACACGCUGUACAUGGAAAGGAGAAAUACUUUGCUUGUUUUUUCUUGUUUUAUUUACAUGGUUUUACUGUACUUGUUUUUAACCUACAAAAGAGACAAAUGUUGAAUCGAAAAAUGGUUGAGUGAUUUUUUUUCCUUCUUGUUCAAAGUUGAACUGAAUUAUGGAAUUGAAUUAUUAGCGCCACAACACAAUAGAUGUGGGGGGGGGGAAAUGCCUUUCAGAUGUAAUUAUCCAGUAUAUCCCAAGAGUGUCAACCACUGGUCAGUUUCUGUCCUUCUGGGCUUACAGUUUCAGCUACAUUAAUACCAUACAAUCAUCCACACAAUCAGAGCCUCUCAAACUUCAUCACCGUAGAGAUGGGUCGAGCACUGUACUUGUGGAUGAAGUGAAAUAAUAGCCAUACAGAACAGGAUUGGAGAAGUUUGGAUGUAAGAUGUUCAGACACGGAAUAUGACAAUCAUAUAGGAGGACAUUGUGGUGUGUCCGUGUCUCUCUUUCACUCCUCCAUCCCUGUGCACAGCCAAGGGAACCAUGGAUAGUAGACCAGCCCAGAUACAGAGCUCAGUCCUGGGUAUAAUAAGGGAUGUGUCCCAUUUAUUACAGAAAGAGACACCAUGGAUAAAACAAAGCACUAUGAUCACAUUCUCUUCAAUUGCAGUGUGAUGAAAUGUAAAUUGUCUACCAGUGACCCAUUUAUUCCAGUAAAAGAACAUGUGCUGUAUGUAAUGGCAGGCUAUGAAACUAUAAGGCAGCCAUGUUGACUGAGCCUACUGCCUGUGAGGUGGGAGGAGCUGGAGUUUCUCAGAACUGAGUUUCCUGGUAUAGGAUCUGCAUAUCACUGAUGUCAAAGCACAGCUCUCAUUUCCCCCUAUUUUAUAAGCGAAUGGAGAAAGGUGUCGGUCCCCAUCUGAGUCCUGCCUCAUUAGCCCUGUUUAUACCUGGUUCCAACCUGUUUCCUUUGUCCUGAUCUUGUUCACAUUCUGAUUGUGCCCACAUUUUAGAGAAGUGUAGACAAUUAAAAUAUGCAUUGUGAUCUGAUUGUGAUCAGUUCUUAUACGUGUAAACAGACAAGAUCAGGUCAAGAUCAGGACAAGAUCAGGAUGAUAACAGCAGGUAUAAACAGGGCUAUUGUCACAGAAAGGAGUGGCAUGCUGAGGAACAACAGUCUGGAUGAUAUUCUGGAUUAUCUGCACAGUAUUCACACCCAGGUGGUUUCAGUGGGCAGAACAUCAUAACAUCAUACUCUGGAGCGGCUCCAGAUAAUGGAGAGAGAUUAGGUUCUGAACAAUAUCAUGGAACGGUACUGGAUUCUGGACCACCACCACAGCUCAGCUCAGCGCUGUUCUUCACAGCUUUUCUCUGUCCUUUGUGUACAGAGCAGGUCCUGUGUCAUGUGCUCUUGUUGUCUGAACUGAAGCCAGAGUCAGUCUCCUGCCAUAAUAGUGGCAAUCACCAAAGCCACAUCUGUCUGGAGACUCUUCUGGACUGUAAUGAACUGUAACAAGCAUACCAUAAUGAUGUGAAUUUAGUUCAAUCAGCUAUUCAUUUGUUGGCUUCCCAUCCAUGUCCUUUUUUGGAAGGGGAGCCUGUUCUCUUAAUGUAGUUGGACAGCAAUGUUGUUCUCACUACCACUGUAGGUCCUUAUGCCAGCUCUCCACAUGUGUAAACGUUAGGUAAGCACAAACACACCUCUCCCAUUGCCAAAACAAGGGAAGGUCAAGUGAUCAUACCCAUGUCUGAAGCCAGUGGGGACAGAAGAAACGUGCCAGACCUCUCCCCAAACCCCUACGAUGAUAUAUUGAUCUCUACCUGAAUACUUUGGAGUGACACCCAUUUCUUUUGCUGUGGUGGUCAGUCUGUCAGUCCUUGGGUCCUCCCUCUCUGUAUCAACCCCAUAGGGACACGGAGUCAGUUCAGUGUGUAUGUCAAGAUAUACAGUACAUGUCAAUAUUUAUUUUUGACCUUUUAUUUAACUAGGAAAGUCAGUUAAGAACAAAUUAUUAUUUUCAAUGGCAGACUAGGAAUAGUGAAUUAACUGCCUAGUUCAGGGGUAGAACGACAUAUUUUUACCUUGUCAGCUCGGGGAUUCAAUCUUGCAACCUUUUGGUUACAAAUCCAGCACUCUAACCAUUAGGCUACCUGCUGACCCAAUAUCUGUGGCUGCUUGGCGGGGUUUAGACAGGCAGCCCAGAUCUGAUAUUCUUUUUCACUAAUUGGUCUUUUGACCAAUCAGAUCAGCUCUGAAAAAGCUCUGAUGUAAAAAUCUGAUGUGAAUGACCAAAAGACCAAUUAGUGGGAGAAAAAAGAAACAGAAUUGGGCUGCCUGAGUAAAUGCAGCCCUUGUGUUCCAUUUAAAACCAGUGGUACAUUACAAAACAUGUACUACAAUGUAGAAGAUAUUCUAUGAGGGGACAUGGCCAGUAUUUAUUGUAACACCUUUGUCACUAUGUUCACAGUACAUUUGACUACAGUGAUCUUUAUGAUGUGCAAUAGGAAUUGUAAGGUGGAAUAGAGAAUAAGAUGUUUUAAUAAGCUAUUGAGUCUUUGCUUAAAAUGUUUGUUUUUUUCCCCAUCUGUGUAGAUAAUGCCAGGUUGGAUAUGAAUGACAGAGAAAUAAAUGGGAGAGAGAGAAAUAGACCGAGGGAGAAGGUGGAUAGGGAAAUAAAUCGAUUAGAUCUUUCACUUC
Messenger RNA from Oncorhynchus keta (chum salmon), 7233 nucleotides. Its product is annotated as zinc finger protein 385C-like. Lineage: Eukaryota; Metazoa; Chordata; Actinopteri; Salmoniformes; Salmonidae. Gene Ontology annotation, molecular function: zinc ion binding; nucleic acid binding. Gene Ontology annotation, cellular component: nucleus. The transcript is spliced from 9 exons. Bases 484 to 1965 code for a protein of 493 amino acids. The record is from RefSeq and is a predicted model, not a curated record.